Molecule: messenger RNA, 312 nt
Organism: Medioppia subpectinata
Lineage: Eukaryota; Metazoa; Arthropoda; Arachnida; Sarcoptiformes; Oppiidae
Source: the annotation of a GenBank genome assembly
AUGGUUCCAGCUAAAGGUGUGUCGGGAUAUGUGAUAUCAAAGGCAGCGCAUGUGAUUUGGGCUCAAAAGGCAUUCGCUCCCGGAGCUGUUCGCACAAACAUUAUGAGAAAUAUGCCGGUUACUGAUAAGCAAGGUGAAGCAAUUUGGGACGCUAUGGACAGUAAAUACCCGGUUGGCAGGUGUGAGCAGGGAAUAGACAUUACCAACGCUGUUGCCUACCUGGCCAGUGAUCAGGCUAGUUUUGUGGCUUGUACAAUACUAGUGGCUGAUGGCGGCCACCUUGCUGCUAAUAUUAACAUGAGAUUUGAUUAA